UCCACUUGUAUGACGUCCCCAGAGGAGUCCAGUUCAUAGAAGCGGGAAGGAGGUGGUGGGCCAGGACUCAACUAUUGAAUGGGGACCGAGUUUCAGUUUUGCAGGACCAAGAGCUCGGGGAUGGAUGCUGGGGACGGCUGCCCGGCAGUGUGGAUGUCCUUAGGGCGGCUGACGCGGGCAGCAACAGGGACGGCGGCAAAGUUUAUGUCAUGCAUAUUUACAAAAAUAAGACGCUAUGGUUUGUAAAGGAAAGAAGGAAAGAAUAAAGUGCCCGGGCCCUACCGCCAUGCCUGGGGAGGAGCCCCGUUCUUCCUGCGCCCGGUCAAGGCUGGGGCUGCGUGUCUUGGGAAGUAACCGCCUCGGUCUUUCGUCUCGUUUCAGCGGCCUCCUGCACAGGUGCCUGCGCUCUGACUGGGAGGCUCUUAGCGACGGUGACAUCCGGCCUCUCCCCUACCCUCCUGGAGCAGCCCGACCCAGAGUGGGAGCCCCCCCCCGGUGGCCCUUAUGAUGUGCUGACCACUCCCACCGGCAGGGGUGGAAAAUGGUACCAGUCAACCCCGAGCCGGAGGAGCCCGCCGCCACAGCCCCGACAUGGAGGAGCCCACGCCCGAGCCCGUCUACGUGGAUGUGGACAAGGGGCUGACCCUGGCCUGCUUCGUCUUCCUCUGCCUCUUCCUCGUGGUGAUGAUCAUUCGCUGUGCCAAGGUCAUCAUGGACCCCUACAGCGCCAUCCCCACCUCCACCUGGGAGGAGCAGCACCUGGACGACUGAGGUGCGGGCGGGGCGGGCGGGCGGGGCGGGGCCUCCGUUUCCCCGGGCCACGGGCCAGCCAGCCCGCGGAGAUGCUCCCCCAACUCCGGGCAUCACAGUCAGGGACCACGGGGUCUCCGCUGUGGGCUGGCCUGGAGAUGAGAGCCCUGGGCCCGGAGUCAGGAGGCCAGUCCGCGCUGGGGAGUCUCUGUAGGAUGAUGGGGGGGUCCCCUUCCCCGGCUCCUGUGCACCUUCGGGGACUGGGUCCAGAGCAGACCCCCUCAAUCACACAACAGUGCUCUCGCGCUGAGGACACCGUCUGCCCUUAAAAUGCAAAGCAGCACAAGCACAGCCGCAGCUCCCAGC
Lutra lutra (Eurasian river otter) is the source of this 1116-nucleotide messenger RNA. It is a transcript of the gene CTXND1, whose product is annotated as cortexin domain containing 1. Bases 592 to 771 code for a protein of 59 amino acids. The transcript is spliced from 2 exons. The record is from RefSeq and is a predicted model, not a curated record. Lineage: Eukaryota; Metazoa; Chordata; Mammalia; Carnivora; Mustelidae.